UUACUCAGCCAUUUUUUGUCUUGCAAUUGUCAGUUAAUUUUAAUACCUUUACAUUGCAAUUAAACACUUUAUUAAGUUUCUUUUAUCCUUUACACACUUUAUUAAAUAAUUAACGCCAUCUUAAUAUCGCGCCUUCUACCCCUUCAUUUAAUCUCCCCCUCCCUCUGGUUCGCUGGUUUUGUGUGUUGACUUUUUUGUCUCAAGGCAAAUGGGCGCAAAUCUAGUCACAUUGAUGUUAAUUUUUUACUUUACUUCUUUAAUGCUACCUUUUUUUCAAUCAAUUAUUACCAUUGUGUACAGUUGUUAAUUGCUUAUUGAAUAUGUUUCUUCAAUCUAUUCAAUUAUCCAUCUACAGUUUGCUUCAUCAAUAUUCUGCGUAUUUUAAUCCAUACAAAAUCGGUGUCUUCGCUGGUUGAUUGUUUGUGUGAACCCAAUUAUCUUGUCAGUUGUUUUUUGUUUUGUGCAUUACUUGUCAUAAUGUAAUAACCAGGAGAGGAAAGUCAAUCAUCAUAAUCAACCGAUCCUGCUUUUAGUGAUUCAUAAUUAAUAUAAAUUUGACGCAAACUAGACAAUAACAAUGCUUUGAUAAAAAUAAGAUGGUGAACAACAGUUGAAUCUGUUGCAUCAAUAAGAUCAUUUUUUUCUGUUGUUGUUUUUUUAUUUACAUUCAAUAUUCUACCAAACCUUUCUCUUCCUCAUUCUGUAUCCUCAUUCUUAUUAUAAUCAUCUUUACCAUAAAAACUGGUUUUCAUCUUGAUCGCCAUUCAUCAAAAAAUUAGAAAGAAAGAGGACCGUUAAAUGAGUUUUGCUGGAGAAUUGGUUAAACUUGAUCCAUAAUUGGGUUUAAAUACCUAGGUUAAUGUUAAACAGAAGAGAAAAAAGUUGAUCAUCAAGAUGAUUUUAAAUGAGAAUAGGGACUCAAUGAUGAUUAAAACUUUUAGCCCAACGGCAUCAUCAUCAACCUCAUCUUCACCAUCAUCUUCUUCAUCGUCAAAAAAAAUGGAACCGACAGAUUUGAUUUCAAGUUUAACUGUUAAAUGCAAGACCGGAUCAGAUAGCUGUUUAGCUCAAUUGGUUAAAAUAUCAGAUCAAGCAAGCAAGAUUGAACAAUUCUCCCGGAAACUAUCUGAGUUUGAUUUAAAGUUAAACGGCUUUAAGCCAAGGAGUGGUCAUCUUCAUUUAACUAAUUCAACAACAACAUCAACAUCAACAACAACAACAACAGCAACUUCAACUCGUUUAACAACAAUCUCAACAGCAUCACCAUCAAGAUCAACAACCGGUCCUGAGUCGAUUCGGUCAUCUUUACCAAAUUUUAUUUCACAUUUAACUGACCGUGAGCUUGAAACACAGCAUGAAACAGACUUAACCAAGAAAAAUAAAAUUUACUUCUGUGAUUAUGAAAAUGAAAACUUUGGUGAUAAAAAUAUCAAUAUUAAAAGUGAUGGCGAUAGUGAUCAACAGAGCAAUAUCGAGACUAAUAGUAAAAUUAACAGGCGAAGAAAGUGUUUAAGGGAUCAAAUUUAUCGUGAAUCAAAUCAUGCGAAAAAUAGCGGCGAUGAUGAACCAUCAUUAACAUCCGAGUCAAUCAAGAGACUAACACUUUUACCUCGAAGUUGGAAACACUCACCAUCACGGUCAUCAACAUCAAAGUCUCUUCAAUCAUCACCAAUUGACAUAAAUAUUGGUUCAACGCACUUACACGGUUUAUCUUCACCAUCCUCUCCACUACAUUCAUCCUCAUCACCAACAACACCAUCUGAAUCUUCUGGAUUUGUGAGCUCAUCACCAUCAUCAUCACCUAGAAGAAUGCGAUCCACCAGCCAGUUAGUUUCUUCCAAACUUCAAAGUGAAACCAAUCAAUGUUUACAUGAUUCAACAUCAUCUUCAUCAUCAUCAGUAGCUUAUGAUUGUGUUGAUUAUGUGAAUAGUCUUGAAGACUCUCCACAACCUCGAGUUUCUCGCUUUAAAUCAAACCGCUUUUCCAAAGAGGCCAAUUCCACUUCGACCUGUAAUUUGAAGCCACCCAAAUCAACUCGCUCCUAUUCACGGUUAAACAGUUUACCAUGCAAUAAAAAUAGCGAUUCAAAUGAUUUCAAUGAUGAAACUAUUUUCAAGCCAAACCCUCGUAAUUGCUUAAGAGCAUUUUCAAUACCAAAUGGUUUAAAUAGUGAUUUAACAACAAGUCCUUCUCAUCGGUCCAAUUCAAUCUCAAAUUCACGUGAAUCUCUUGACCAUGGUUUAAAUUCUGGUGAGACCAGUUCACAUCGAAUUGUUGGCAGUCUAUUGGAUUCACCUAAAUGGUCAAUUAUAAAGGAAAAAUUUGAAAAAUCAAGCAACAAUAAUGACUCGAAUAAUGGUAAUAGCAGUGAGAAUAAGGAUAAAACUGAAAUAGUAACUUACUCUUCUCCACAACUUCGACGUAAAACUUAUCCAACAUCAACAUCAAAUUUAACACCUUCCCUAUCAUUAAGUAAUUUGACUCUAUUAUCAGCCAAUAAUUGUGGAAAAGCUCGUUCAAUAUCAUUAACGCCAUCAUUCUCGUCUUCUUCUUCAUCGUCAACAGCAACUAUGGAUAAAAAAAUGUUUCCAUUACAAUCAACCAAUAAUGAAACAAAUAAAUGCAACAAUCGCUACUCAACAUCAUCUUUGAAAUCAAACUCAUCAUCCUCAUCAACCUCAUCAUAUUCUUCCUCUUCUCAUUCAACAUCAUCUACUUUAACCAAUGGUUCAUACACUGAUCGACCCAACAGUUUUUCAACUGAUCGAUUAACAUCAACAACAGCAACUUCGUUAUCACCAUUAUCAUCCUCCUACUCUCUUGAAAACCAUGGUAAUUAUCCGAUUGAAAGGAUGUGUAGUUCUGGCAAGGUUCAUCUGGAACAAAGCGUCAGGAUGAAAAGUAAUUCACGUAUAGCCAAAAUUGCGUCUAAAUUUGAUUCCGGUGUUAACCAAAGUGGAUCAACUACCAGUUUAAACAGUGGUACUUUCAAUGAAUCAAAAGCAUGUAAAAGUAAAAGUGACCUUCGCGAGUUUAACAAGAUGAUAACCACUUCUUCGUCUACAUCGUCUUCUACAACUUCAUUAUUUACAGUUGUUAAACAAUCAUCUGAGUGUAAUUUUUCUGAACAAUCGGAAAAAUGUAAAAAAUCAAAAUUUACAUCAAACAAUUCAAUAUCUUCUCCAUCUUCCUCCUCAUUGUCCAGUUUGACUGAUGUUAAAUCAAUCCGUAAUGAAAAUGAGGAAGAGAAAAUUGUUUCUGUUAAAGAAACUAUCCUUCGCCUUGAAUGCAUUAAAGCGUCAACAGUUGAUAGUAUACAUCAAUCAGGAGCUAAAAUUAAUCGAUCAAUUUCUGAUCAACAGUCAACCAAACCAGUGAUUUCAUCGAGAAGGAAAACUCUGCCCGGAGCGACAUUUUUACACAAUGGCUCACUAUCAGCUGUAAACAUUAAUGAAAAUAAUGAUAAUCAAAAUACGUUGAGUCUAUCUUCAGAUUCCAAUCAUGCCUUACCUAGUAAUUUACUUAAGGAUUCAGGUAAAAGUGAUAAGGUUCCCAUACCAGCACCAAGAAAAAUAUCAAAUAACCAAGAUUGUUAUAUGACUAAAGGAGUGAAGUCAUCAUCUUCAUCAUCACCAAAAACCACUGCAACAUUGAAUACUUUGGUGUCAACAUCAUCAUCAACCACUUUUCUCUCUUCUUCUUCACUCUCAAGACAUGGUCAUGAGCUAAAUAAGGAAUCCAACACAUGCAAAUUUAAUAAGAAUGACAAAAUUGAGGGAAACCAUGAGACACUAAAAGACUCAUCUUGCUUAUCAUCAUCAUUAUCAACCUUGUCAUCGUCAACUAAACUUGUAUCCUUAACAUCUGAAGAAAUUAAAAAGACGCCAAGUUUCUUAUGGAGCAACAAUAAUCAUAACUUUAAUCGGUUAGCAGGAACCAGUUGUACAUUACCAUCUUCAACUGCUAAUGUAAAGGAGAGGAAAGAUAAUCUUCCUAACGAGUCUAACCAAUGUGGUAAAGAAAGUAACAACAGAGAGAGUACCAUUGGCAUAGAUGAACCAAUUUAUGAACCUGUCAGCUAUUCAACAACUCCAGCAGUCAAUAUUUCUAAUUUAAAUUCUAGUGUCAACCGAAGUUUACCUUCAAACAAUUUAUCAGCAAUAAAUCGUGAUAAUCGUACCAUAAUACAUGAUUAUGAUGACAAUCUUUCCUUAGCUAGUGAAAAUUCAUCUCUUACUUACAGUGACUCGGGCUCUUACUCGUCUGGUGUACAUGAAGCUUCAACUCUUUCAUCGUCUACAUCAUCCUCAAAUAGGUCAAACAGUGUGAUUCCAAGUAACCACUCUAUCCUGCCACCACCUUUACCACCUCGUUGGCCAGAAGCCAGUAAACAAGGAAACAGCAACACUUUCACUACAACAGCUAAUAUCUUUAAUCCCAUAUCGACUAACUGUGGCCUCAGUUUAACUGCCUUGGAUACUUAUUUAUCAAAUCAAUGGGACAAUAAAGACGAUUGUUACGGUGCUGAUCAUAUUUAUGAUAGUAUUUAUUACAACAAUCUAUCUGACGAAUUGACUCUAGAUAAAAGUGAAGCGUUGAGCAAAUUACUGAAAGAAUUGGAAAACAUGUCUCCCAAUGGUGAUCGUAAUGCUAAAGAAGAUACCAACAGUACUAAUAGUUCUGGUGCUUCUAUGUCUAGAACUCCUUCAACCUUAAGCUGUUCCUCAGUUUCAAGAAAUGGCUCCAAUGCUUCAGAAAGUCGUGAUAAAAGUUCAGAUGAAUUUUCAUCAGGAAUAGUAACAUUGAAAAGUUGUGAGUCUAGUUCAUCUUUGGAAAGCAUCAGGAAUACCAGCUGUUCAUCAUCUCAAGUUCCCCCAAAGAUAACACCUAGGACGACAAUUAAGUCCUCUCAAGAGUCUAAUUCUGGAGGCUAUGCAAACUUUCCUUCCAUAAUGGAAAAUAAAAUUCUCUUAUCAGGCUCUUUGAUGGACUCUAUCCUUGAGUCAUCUUCACCUUCUUUAAGAGAAACCAUUCAAAGAGAAAUGAAACGUUCAGAAUACCAUUCCCGGUUACAUCAAUCGGAAACUCUGAUGAAAAACAGCAGUUUUCUUCAUUCCAAUCGACUCUCAUUAGUUAGUAAAAAGUCAUCUGAUUAUGUUGAGGCUAUAAAUCCAGCUGAUCAAAAGAAACCCAAUAUUAAUGAUCUUUACCGAGAAGGUUUAAUUCAUCCAGAAUCUCGGUAUGAAACUCAUGAAUAUGAGGGGUACAUGGAAUUCAAAGAAACGAGAGGCUUUUUUUCAUCAACCGCUGAGCAACCUUUAUAUCAGUUGUAUGAUGAACAAGUUAAACAUAAUCGAAUCCUUUGGGCCAGUGGUUUAGGCGAUGAUUCUCAAGAAGAAGCUGAUCCAUUGGAUGCCAUUUAUGCUGAAUUGGAUGGUGUUUCCAAGUGUGCUUGUAGCUCAUGUGAAUUGGAUGACGGGAGCACUCCAACAGAUUCAGUUACUUCAUCAAUUGUAUCGACAACAUCAGCUACUCCUCAUAUUUCAGCAAUUGAUUUAGUUGGCAAAAAUGGUAAUCGUCAGUUAUGGUGUGAGGUUCCGCAAGUCAAGGAAGCUGGUGUUGCAGCUAAAUUAACACCCAAAGAAAGGAAACAUCAAGAGGCCAUGUUUGAAGUUAUCACCUCUGAAGCUUCUUACCUUAAAAGUUUAGACAUUCUAGUCAAUCAUUUCAUGAAAAGUGAUGAAUUUUCUAACCCUGAAAUUCUCAACUCACAUGAUCGAAGUGACCUUUUUUCCAACAUUGAAUCUGUUUUUGAAAUUACUCGUCGACUAAUGAAAGAUUUAGAUGAUCGUUGGCAAACAAAUGUAGUUAUAUCCGAUGUUUGCGAUAUUUUACUUCGUUAUGCAACUUCCGAGUUUGAAGAUUACGUUAAAUAUUUACGUUUUUGUAAAAAGCAAGAGAAAACAUUGAAAACAUUACAGAAACAACCCAAAUUUGCUGCCUCAUUGAAACAAUUGGAAACAAAUCCAAAAUGCCAUGGACUUGCUUUAACCUCUUUCUUAUUGUUGCCCAUGCAACGGAUAACUCGAUAUCCACUUCUAGUUGAAGCAAUACUCAACCAUCGAGCCCCUACAGAAACGGAUAAAUAUGAGAUGUGUCAAAAAACGUUGGCUGCUCUUUACACGGUUGUCAAUGAUUGUAACGAGGAAGCCAAGAAAACGGAAAGACUUCAAGAGCUGAUUGAUUUGGAUAGUAUUUUAAAUUUUGAUAAAGUAAAAUAUUUCCCACUCAUUAGUGAAUCAAGAUACCUGAUGAAAAAAGAUGAAGUUGUCAGAUUGAAGCAAACAUCCAGCUCAAUAAUACCCGCUCGCGGCAGGAAUCCAUUGUGGAAAAAAUCUCCCCUCCAUUUAUACCUUUUCAAUGAUCUUCUUUUGAUUGCCUCAAAGAAAAGUGAAAUCUAUUAUUCUGUAAAUGAUUAUUGUGAAAGAAACUGUCUAACUGUGCGUUCCAUGGAUGUUCCAGGUGAAGAGAUAACUCCUCCAAUAGGCAUGAAAUCAAGCCUAGAAAACCUGAUUCAAUUGACUUUUCUCAAAAAUCAUGCAAGACGAACCAGUGAAUAUUAUAUCGCCUUUCCAACUGAAACUGAUAAAAUCAGAUUCAUUGAGGCUAUUGAACCACCGAAAUCGGACAAACCAAAUGAAAAGAUUUACGAAGAAUGGGAUUGCCCUCAAGUUAUUUGUGAAAGACAGUAUACAGCGCAACAACCAGAUGAGCUGAGCUUGGAAAAAUCUGAUGUCGUUAAUGUUUUCCGUAAAACAAAUGAUUGGUAUGAAGGGGAAAGGAUACGAGAUGGUGCCCGAGGUUGGUUCCCGGCUUCAUGCACUCAAGAGAUUGUAAAUAAACAUGUCCGUUCACGUAAUCUUAAACUAAGACAUCGAUUGAUGACAUUGACGGAUAAACAUAUCUUGGACAUGCAAAAGAGUUGAUCUUGAAACUAUAAUUACUAACUAUUAUUAUCGGUUUAAUUGUAAACGUUGAUUAUCUCCAAAGAAAUACAUUCAUCCACAUCACAGCUUAAUCAACAUUGCUCCUCAAAUCAUCUGUUUAACAAUAUCUGACUAUCUUAUUUUGUGAUCAUCAAAAGCUGUCACUCUAAUUAUUAUUUUAAUUGUAAUAUAAAUACUUAUGCUUAUGCAAA
This is a messenger RNA of Tetranychus urticae (two-spotted spider mite), 7199 nucleotides long. RefSeq lists its product as uncharacterized. Lineage: Eukaryota; Metazoa; Arthropoda; Arachnida; Trombidiformes; Tetranychidae. Gene Ontology annotation, molecular function: guanyl-nucleotide exchange factor activity; protein binding. Gene Ontology annotation, biological process: activation of GTPase activity. The record is from RefSeq and is a predicted model, not a curated record.